Molecule: messenger RNA, 1854 nt
Organism: Bombina bombina (fire-bellied toad)
Lineage: Eukaryota; Metazoa; Chordata; Amphibia; Anura; Bombinatoridae
Product: GDP-mannose 4,6 dehydratase-like
Exons: 1
Coding region: 157-1272 (371 amino acids)
Biological process (GO): GDP-mannose metabolic process
Molecular function (GO): GDP-mannose 4,6-dehydratase activity
Source: RefSeq, a predicted model, not a curated record
CUCAAGUUACACUUCAUAUGCUGAGCUAGCUGCAGUUCAACCUGUCUUACCUGUCAGAUCCUCGCUCUCUCCUCUCACUGAGACCUGACAGGCUGAUUGCACUGUGCUCAAAAAAGCUAUCACUGUUUACUCUUUCAAGCAACACAGCGUGGAAAAAUGGCACUGAACCAGGGCAAUUGUGCAGCAGCCAGCUCAAAAGAUGCGAAUGGUGAAAAGCCCAGGAAAGUAGCCAUCAUCACUGGCAUUACUGGUCAGGAUGGGUCUUACUUGGCUGAAUUUCUUUUGGAAAAAGGUUACGAGGUGCAUGGUAUUGUUCGACGAUCAAGUUCUUUCAACACAGGGAGGAUUGAGCAUCUGUACAAGAAUACGCACGCUCAUACAGAAGGAAAUAUGAAAUUGCACUAUGGUGACCUUACGGACAGCACGUGCCUAGUUAAAAUAAUAAACGAAGUGAAGCCUUCUGAAAUAUACAACUUAGGAGCGCAAAGCCACGUCAAAAUUUCCUUUGAUCUUGCUGAGUACACUGCUGAUGUUGACGGAGUUGGCACGUUACGUCUUCUUGAUGCCAUAAAAACCUGCGGCCUUAUUGACUCUGUGAAAUUUUACCAGGCCUCAACAAGUGAAUUGUAUGGCAAAGUUCAGGAAAUCCCACAAAAGGAAACAACACCUUUUUAUCCUAGAUCUCCAUAUGGUGCAGCCAAGCUCUAUGCCUACUGGAUUGUGGUGAACUUCAGGGAAGCUUACAACCUUUUUGCUGUUAAUGGAAUACUUUUCAACCACGAGAGUCCACGAAGAGGGGCAAAUUUUGUAACCCGAAAAAUUAGCCGUUCAGUAGCAAAGAUUCACCUCGGACAGAUGGAGUGUUUCAGCCUUGGAAAUUUGGAUGCCAAACGAGAUUGGGGUCAUGCCAAGGACUACGUUGAGGCAAUGUGGCUGAUGCUGCAAACAAAUGAGCCUGAAGACUUUGUCAUAUCUACUGGGGAGGUCCACAGUGUCCGUGAGUUUGUUGAGAAAGCUUUUAAGCACAUUGGAACAACUAUUGUGUGGGAAGGCAAGAAUGAAAAUGAGGUGGGCCGCUGCAGUGAAACCGGCAAAAUCCAUGUGAGAGUCGAUCACAAGUACUACAGACCCACUGAAGUAGAGUUCCUCCAAGGAGACUGCAGUAAAGCAGCUGAGAAAUUGGGCUGGAAGUGCAAAGUUACCUUUGAUGAACUUGUAAAGGAGAUGGUAGAUGCCGAUGUGGCGCUUAUGAAGUCAAAUGCAAAUGCAUAAAUAUGGAUAGGCGCGCAACAGUACAGCCUGCCAGAGUUACUCUGUAUCUUUAUCUACAGACACCGCCAAGUAACUACUCCCCCACAUAAUUCUAUCCAUCAUUAUAUAUUUCUCCAUUACACCUGAUCUUGCUGCCAUAUGAUUUCUAUUAUACUGUAUUAUAUUAUACUUUUUUGCACACACAUUCAUUUACUGUUACAUUUAUUUUACACUUUAAGGGCUUUUAUUCAACCAUUUUUAACAUAAUAUUUUUUUCCAACAAAUCUUUAUUGAAGAAAUUAAGAGGAAACAUAUCAAAUCUGUGCUCUCAAUGACAAUAAAGAAGGUAAGAGAAUGACACGCGGGUCACACGAUACCAUUACAGAUGGCAGGUUUACUCCAAUUAAACAUACAAUUACCAAUCAGUGGCCUGUGACAACAUUAACAAGUAACUUUAUGCAAUUGUAUCAGGACAACUGUUGUGAAAUAAAUUGGUAAUCAACUAUAGUUUCAGAAUUUCUAUAAUUAUUGAUUUGUGUAUCUUGUUAUUUUGUAGGCAAUUCAUGUGCUAUCUUCUUUCUUAUUAAAUCGCAUUUCUAUGAA